GGCAGUUCUGUCUGAGAGUGAAACCAGGAGCAAGUUAAAGCAUUGAGCAGAGGCACUGCGCACUGCUGAAUAAGAGGAAAGUGUCAGAAACUGCAUUCAUGAACUCAACUCUGGUGCGCCUUUAUUCAACGACUGUUUUUCAUCAUGGGAGAUGGAUCACCGUAUUCAUACCCCAAUAACAAAUCGGACCCCGGGACAGCCGAUUCCAGCUACACAGACCCCGGUAUCACGAAUCCGUGGGUGAUUGGAAUGGGAAUGCUCAUGGCUUUGGUAGUCAUGCUCAUCGUGAUUGGAAAUGUACUGGUGAUAGUUGCAAUAGCCAGGAACCAGAGGCUGCAAACGCUGACUAACUUGUUCAUAGUUUCUCUGGCCUGCGCUGAUUUGAUAAUGGGCUUGCUAGUGGUUCCCUUUGGUGCCGUUUUAGUGGUUCAAGACACUUGGCUGUACGGGUCUUUCUUUUGUGAAUUUUGGAUUUCGGUGGACGUUUUGUGCGUCACUGCCAGCAUCGAAACACUUUGUGUGAUAGCGAUCGACCGGUACAUUGCUAUAACAUCUCCAUUCCGUUACCAAAGCUUGCUUACUAAAGCCAGAGCCAAAGGGAUCGUCUGUGUCGUCUGGGCUAUAUCGGCAAUGGUUUCUUUUCUCCCCAUUCUGAUGCAGUGGUGGAGAGAUCGCAACGAGGCUGCUGAGAAAUGCUAUGCCGACCCGAAGUGUUGCGAUUUUGUUACCAACCAGGCUUAUGCCAUUGCUUCGUCUAUAAUCUCUUUCUACAUUCCUUUGGUGGUGAUGAUAUUUGUCUACGCGAGAGUGUUCAGAGAAGCUAAAAAGCAACUUAAGAAGAUUGACAAAUGUGAAGGUCGGUUCCACAAUAAUGCCAUUCCCAACGGAAAGCCUAAUAGGAAGAGACAGUCAAAGAUCCUCGCAAUGAAAGAGCAGAAAGCCCUUAAGACUCUUGGCAUCAUCAUGGGUACUUUCACUCUCUGCUGGCUACCUUUUUUUCUAGUCAAUGUAGUGAGAGUGUUUUACACUGAACUAGUCGACAAGAACCUCUUUGUCUUUCUGAACUGGUUGGGAUAUGUAAAUUCUGCUUUCAACCCUAUAAUUUAUUGUAGAAGCCCAGACUUCAGGAAGGCGUUCAAAAGGCUGCUCUGCUGUCCAAGACAGGCUGACAGGAGACUACAUGUUAGCGCUGGUGACCUGUCGCGGUAUUCUACGGGCUUUAUAAAUUCCCUGGAUCCCAGUUUAAUAGCAAACUGGUCCGAUUGUAACGGACAGGAAAGUAGCGACUGCAGUUUGGAUAAGAAUGGAAAAGUCUCUCAUUCAGAAUCACAGUUGUAACAUUUGGGAAACUUUUAAACAAUAGACAUUAGAAAGCCACAGAUGGAAAAAUCUUCCUAAACGCUUUAGUCAGUGGCGAGGCUCCUGUGUGUUACCAUUAUUGUGGAAAAUCUAAAUAUCAAGAUCCGUGAGUAAUCUCUUAUCAUCGCAAAACGAUAUUGCUAUUUGUCGUUUACUUUAUUUUUUAAUAUUUGGGUUUUAUAUUGAGCAGGUGAGCGCGGAGUAUCCAUCAUGUUCAGCAAAUUGUUGUUUUUUUAAAAAAAAACGGAGCAAUUUAUAGAGUUCAUCAUCAUUGUGCGUUGGCACAGCAUGAACCCCACCAUAAAGGAAGCAAAACUCGCCCAUACUUGGCACUUUAGAGGGGUUGCGAAUUUCCAGAGACUUACCAGAAAACCGUUAACCUUUUGUGCACGGAAGCGCUUAUUCUAUCAGUUAAACUGUCUUUGCCGAAAGGAGGCUGCUGCCGAAACCUCGAAGAAAGCAAUAGACACUGGAAAGCGAUGCAACACUUCAAAUGAAAUUGAAACGAUAGAGUAUUGAUAAUUCUACCUCAGACUGUACGGGCUGUACAGAAGGAACAUGUUUAUAUUAAACACGUUUACACAGACUUUAUGAAACGUAUCAAAUUGUAUUGCAAAUGUAGGACCUGGAUACUGCUACACUAGAUUGCAUAAUAGUGUUUCAUUGUCCGUUAGAAAACAGUAUUCGCAAUGGAGAUGCGUGAAUUCGGGAACAUAUUUUGACUUGAAUUUUAUGAGAAAGAACAUGAUACAAGUAUUUUAAUAAAAAUAAGUAGGCACCUUUGGGACGUUCACUAAGCAUCCUCAAUGCUGUUACUUGCACUUUUUAAGCGACAAAAGCUACCGUUUCAGCAAGAAAGACAAAAAGUGAAUGUAAAGUUCUUGCUUAGCUGCUUGACGGAUUAAAAUUAUUUUUUAAACUACCGUGUCUGUGCAAGACAACAGUUUUAGGUGUAUUAUGUUAUAAAUUUGUGUUGCUUGAAUCCAGACGUGUGUAGAAUACUUCAAGGGACAUGUACGAUAAACCUUUGGUCACUCGUCUUUCCUUGUGAAGAAGACUGUCGAUACGGCGUUAUUUAUUGCAGUAUUAUACAAAUGUGUAUGAAGUUGCAUAUGUUUAACAGCAGAUGUACUGUAACUAAAAACGUUUUUUUAUUUAGUAUUCCACGUGCAGCUGGUAAUUUAUCAAUGUAUUCCAUGCGUCACAAAGAAUAUUGUAUGAUGGUCGUGUAUUUGGUCGAUGUGCAAUAAAUUGUCACAAAAUGACAGCACUGUGAGUAUUUUCUCACACUGAUUUUAUUUGGUUGCAGUACUGUAUAUCACUUUCUUCAUUCAUUGAACUGUUCACGGUCAUAAAAGAAAUCGGCAAUGUG
Lepisosteus oculatus (spotted gar) is the source of this 2731-nucleotide messenger RNA. It is a transcript of the gene adrb1, whose product is annotated as adrenoceptor beta 1. Gene Ontology annotation, molecular function: beta1-adrenergic receptor activity. The record is from RefSeq and is a predicted model, not a curated record. Lineage: Eukaryota; Metazoa; Chordata; Actinopteri; Semionotiformes; Lepisosteidae. Gene Ontology annotation, cellular component: plasma membrane. Gene Ontology annotation, biological process: adenylate cyclase-activating adrenergic receptor signaling pathway; positive regulation of heart rate by epinephrine-norepinephrine; norepinephrine-epinephrine-mediated vasodilation involved in regulation of systemic arterial blood pressure.